Messenger RNA from Myotis lucifugus (little brown bat), 3399 nucleotides. It is a transcript of the gene TRPV3, whose product is annotated as transient receptor potential cation channel subfamily V member 3. Gene Ontology annotation, biological process: calcium ion import across plasma membrane. The record is from RefSeq and is a predicted model, not a curated record. Gene Ontology annotation, cellular component: membrane. Gene Ontology annotation, molecular function: calcium channel activity; protein binding. The coding region runs from base 133 to 2313 and encodes 726 amino acids. NCBI's taxonomy places the organism in Eukaryota, Metazoa, Chordata, Mammalia, Chiroptera, Vespertilionidae. The transcript has 16 exons.
AUUCCAGCCAUCUCUCUACCUGUGAUGAGAGCCUCCCGCCGCCUCAGCCAGUGCCCCACCGGGGGGCCUUGGGCCCCGGGCAUGCGGUGAUCUCAGAGCAAGGGCAGCCGCCGCCACCCGACCUCACCAGCCAUGAAUGCCCACCCCAAGGAGAUGGUGCCCCUCAUGGGCAGAAAAGCCACCGUCACCAGUGGGAACCAAGUCGUCCUACAGGAGAAGCGGCCAGCGGAGAUCACCCCCACUAAGAAGAGUGCAAACCUGGCCAAAGAAGAGCAGAGGCGGAAAAAGAAGCGGCUGAAGAAGUGCCUCUUUGCGGCUGUGUCCGAGGGCUGCGUGGAGGACCUGGUGCAGCUACUGGUGGAGCUGCAGGAGCUUUGCAAGAGGCGCCGCAACCUGGACGUGCCCGACUUCCUCAUGCACAAGCUGACGGCCUCAGACACAGGGAAGACCUGCCUGAUGAAGGCCUUGCUGAACAUCAACCCCAACACCAAGGAGAUCGUGCGGAUCCUGCUCGCCUUUGCCAAUGAGAACGACAUUCUGGACAGGUUCAUCAACGCCGAGUAUACCGAGGAGGCCUACGAAGGGCAGACGGCGCUGAAUAUCGCCAUCGAGCGGCGGCAGCGAGACAUCACAGCGCUGCUCAUCGCGGCCGGCGCCGACGUCAACGCCCACGCCAAGGGGGUCUUCUUCAACCCCAAGUACCAGCACGAGGGCUUCUACUUCGGCGAGACACCCCUUGCCCUGGCAGCAUGUACCAACCAGCCUGAGAUCGUGCAGCUGCUGAUGGAGAACCAGCAGACAGACAUCACCUCGCAGGACUCACGGGGCAACAACAUCCUACAUGCGCUGGUGACGGUGGCCGAAGACUUUAAGACACAGAAUGACUUCGUUAAGCGCAUGUAUGACAUGAUCUUGCUGAGGAGUGGCAACUGGGAGCUGGAGACCAUGCGCAACAAUGACGGCCUCACCCCGCUGCAGCUGGCCGCCAAGAUGGGCAAGGCCGAGAUCCUGAAGUACAUCCUCAGUCGUGAGAUCAAGGAGAAGCGACUCCGGAGCUUGUCCAGGAAGUUCACCGACUGGGCAUACGGGCCCGUAUCAUCCUCGCUCUACGACCUCACCAACGUGGACACCACCACAGACAACUCGGUGCUGGAAAUCAUUGUCUACAAUACCAACAUUGAUAACCGGCACGAGAUGCUGACCCUGGAGCCCCUACACACGCUGUUGCGUAUAAAGUGGAAGAAGUUUGCCAAGUACAUGUUCUUCCUGUCCUUCUUCUUUUAUUUCUUCUACAACAUCACCCUGACUCUCAUCUCUUACUACCGACCCCGGGAGGAGGAGGCCCUGCCGCACCCCCUGGCCCUGACGCACAAGAUGGGGUGGCUGCAGCUCCUGGGAAGGAUGUUCGUGCUCAUCUGGGCCAUGUGCAUUUCUGUGAAGGAGGGCAUCGCGAUCUUCCUGCUGAGACCCUCGGAUCUGCAGUCCAUCCUCUCGGAUGCCUGGUUUCACUUUGUCUUUUUUGUCCAAGCUGUGCUUGUGAUACUGUCUGUCUUCUUGUACUUGUUUGCCUACAAAGAGUACCUCGCCUGCCUCGUGCUGGCCAUGGCCCUGGGCUGGGCGAACAUGCUCUACUACACGCGGGGGUUCCAGUCCAUGGGCAUGUACAGCGUCAUGAUCCAGAAGGUCAUUUUGCACGAUGUUCUGAAGUUCUUGUUUGUAUAUAUCGUGUUCUUACUCGGAUUCGGAGGAGCCCUGGCCUCGCUGAUUGAGAAGUGUCCCAAGGACCACAAGGACUGCAGCUCCUAUGGCAGCUUCAGCGAUGCUGUGCUGGAACUCUUCAAACUCACCAUAGGCCUGGGCGACCUGAACAUCCAGCAGAACUCCAAGUACCCCAUCCUCUUCCUGUUCCUGCUCAUCACCUACGUCAUCCUCACCUUCGUCCUCCUCCUCAACAUGCUCAUCGCCCUCAUGGGAGAGACGGUUGAGAACGUCUCCAAGGAGAGUGAGCGCAUCUGGCGCCUGCAGAGAGCCAGGACGAUCUUGGAGUUUGAGAAGAUGCUGCCAGAAUGGCUGAGGAGCAGGUUCCGGACGGGAGAGCUGUGUAAAGUGGCGGAGGAAGAUUUCCGGCUGUGUCUGCGGAUCAACGAGGUGAAGUGGACUGAAUGGAAAACACACGUCUCCUUCCUCAACGAAGAUCCCGGGUCCGUGAGGCGGACAGAUUUCAAUAAAAUCCAAGAUUCUUCCAGGAGCAACAGCAAAACCACCCUCAAUGCGUUUGAAGAAAUAGAUGAGUUUCCGGAAACUUCAGUGUAGCAGCAGAAUCCGGAGCUGGUGUGCGCAUGGGUGCUGCAGGCUGGUCCGGGACUGCGUGCUGAGGGCUUUGCCUCGUGAUGGAGCCUGGCUCUGCCCGCCUGGAAGCAGAAAGCACCCUCGGGCUGAACUGAGAGGCAGUUGUCAGUUUUCUGCGUGGAAAAGACCCUGGAUUUUGUUACUUGGUGAAGAGUUUGUGUAGACGGAUAGCCAGCAGUCCUGAACCUGGGGUUCCUGAAAUCCCUGGGUUCACCAGCUGGUGACCAGGUCAGCUUGGCUGGGAGAGGAGCCGUAGGGAAGGGGCGGGGCCCGAGGAGCAGAACUUUCUUCCUGUCAGCAUCUCCUUGGGAGCCCCAGCCGCAGCCCACACAUCCCUCCUCUCCCCUGCUGUGACUGGGGCUUCUGAAUUGAAGGGACUCUUGGUCUCAUCCCAGAACAUACAGGGGACUGAGCAAGUCCGAUCUCCUGGGGGAGGGAGGUGUGAGUUAUGGAAAUGCCCUUCCAGAACCUUCAGGGAACAGUAACUACCCUUGGAAUGCGUGCCCAUUGGCACCCCAAGGCUCAAACUGUCUCAAAGUGAGAGACUUUUCGUAGUGUAAUUAACACUGUUAUUAUUAUUAUUAUUAUUAUUAUUAUUAUUAUUUUAUUUUCAAUAGAAAAAGGACAUUUCAGUUUUAAAUGAAAAACACUUCAGAUGAAGUCCAUGAUUUUGAAAGCGGAGGAGUAGAUUUGAGGAUUUGGGACUGGAUGUAAGUAUUGUGUACUAGGCCUCAGGGUGGCCGGGGCAAAAACAAAAAGCUUUUCUUUGCGCGCACAAAAGUCCCGAUGAGACAGGCACAGUGUGAGGCAGCCCCGGCACUGGCAGCUGACUCUGGAGCCAGCUGGAGGCUGCGAUGGGGUGAGAGAGCCCGGCUCUCUUCCUCGCCCCGGCCCCUGCAGUAGUGCCCGCCUCCGAGCUGGGUCCCAGCCUCGUCUGAAACAGAAAUAGCAGCUGCUCUAUUUAUAUGGCCUGACACCCAGAGGUGACUCUCAUACAUCAGUGUUUUUCAUCGGAGGAAUUCAACAGAAUACCUGAAAUGCUCUGGCACU